GCAAGUGGCGUCGCUUCAGGGAGGAAGGAGUUGUCGGAAGCGGCAGCGGAGCCUGAAGCAGUUGCUGUGUUACCAUGGGGGCCGUGCUGGGGGUCUGUUCGCUGGCCAGCUGGAUUCCAUGUCUGUGCAGCGGUGCCUCAUGUUUGCUGUGUCGAUGUUGUCCAAACAGCAAGAAUUCCACAGUGACCCGUCUUAUCUAUGCCUUCCUCCUUCUUCUCAGUACGCUUGUUGCCUGUAUCAUGCUAGCACCGGGAAUGGAAGAGCAGCUGAAAAAGGUGCCUGGAUUUUGUGAUGAGGGGCUUCAUACCCGGCUACCACACAUGAAUGGCUUUGUCAACUGCGAUGUGCUGGUUGGAUACAGGGCUGUCUAUCGAAUCAGCUUUGCCAUGGCAGUGUUCUUCUUCAUUUUCUCUCUUCUUAUGAUACAAGUGAAAACAAGUAACGAUCCGAGAGCCUCAGUGCACAAUGGGUUCUGGUUCUUCAAAAUAGCUGCCAUAGUUGGUAUCAUGGUUGGAGCCUUUUACAUUCCUGAAGGGCCUUUCACAAGAGCAUGGUUUAUUAUUGGCACUCUUGGAGCCUUUUGCUUUAUCCUCAUCCAGCUGGUGCUGCUUGUGGACUUUGCUCACUCCUGGAAUGAGUCCUGGGUUGAGCGAAUGGAGGAAGGAAACUCCAGGUGUUGGUAUGUGGCUUUACUUUCUUGUACGAGCUUGACCUACAUCUUGUCGAUAAUUUCUGUUGUGCUCUUCUAUGUAUUCUACACUAAACCUGAUGGUUGUACUGAGAACAAGUUCUUCAUCAGCUUUAAUAUGAUCUUGUGCAUUGUUGUCUCCAUCAUUUCUAUCCUUCCGAAAGUUCAGGAACAUCAACCUCACUCUGGCCUCCUCCAGUCCUCUGUUAUUAGUCUCUACACAAUGUAUCUCACUUGGUCAGCUAUGUCUAAUGAGCCUGAUAGAAGCUGCAACCCAAGUUUGUUGAACAUCAUCACACAGAUAACUGCACCCACAAUAGCUCCAGCUAAUGCAACUGUCAUACCUGCUACUCCGGCUCCACCAAAGUCCUUGCAGUGGUGGGAUGCACAGAGUAUUGUUGGACUUGGUAUCUUUGUUCUUUGUCUCCUGUAUUCUAGCAUCCGCUCUUCCAGUAACAGCCAGGUGAACAAGCUGACUUUGUCUGGGAAUGACAGUGCCAUGCUGGAUGAUGUGGGAACCGAUGGUGUGUCCGUGGAAGAUGGAGAAGUUCGUCGGGUCAUGGACAAUGAGAAAGGGGCAGUUCAGUACAGCUAUGCUUUCUUUCACUUCAUGUUGCUCCUUGCCUCUCUCUACAUCAUGAUGACACUCACCAACUGGUACAGCCCUGAUGCAGACUUCAAAACUAUGACAAGCAAGUGGCCAGCCGUGUGGGUGAAGAUCACUUCAAGCUGGGUCUGCCUCCUUUUCUAUGUCUGGACCCUAGUGGCUCCUCUUGUCCUUACCAAUCGGGACUUCACUUAAAUGAUUGUGCUUGUCUGAGAUUAUGAAAAUGCCUGAAGUUCCUCUGCUGAAAGCCAAAAUGUCAUGUAUUGCUUCAGUUAUUUCUUGAAACUAAGGGAAAUGCAUCUUUUCAUGUUCCAUGCAGGUGGAUAGAAACUGCUGGAUUAUGUAAUGCUUGAUGUAGUAUCUAAACUACAAUAAUUGAUACUAUUUUAUUUUAACCUAUACGGGAGGUUAGCUAUUAGUGCAUUUUUGAAAUCUACUACAGAUGUGGUGGUUGUGUUGUACAGCACAGAAAAAACACUUGUUGUAUCCAUUAGAUCCAACAGAAUAUUGAAGAGAACAAUUAAACACAAAGUAAUAUAUUUUAAAGAACAAGCUGUGUUCAGCAUAAUGCACUAAAUGCUUCAGUAUGUGGAAGUGUAAGCCAUACUGUGCAAGUUUCUACAUUCCAUUGUCUAAAAGAACACCCUCCUGUUUGUGGGCAGAAGCUUAUACAUUCACUACAAGACCAAUAUCUUGAAGAUGUGUAGCUGUUAACUCUAAUUCCUGUUCCCAGAAUAAUACUUUUAGAUUUUAUGGAAACUAUGCUUCUUGAUUUAGUAUAUUUGUCAAAUAUUUUAACUUUGAUUUAACUCUAAACUAAUCAGAUACUUCUGUUAUUUCAAAUUAAAAUUAUGCUGGAAAAACGUUUUUUUUAUUAAGUCUCAAUUUGUCUGAGCUUGAAUGAGUUAAUACCCAUGAAAUUGUCAAUAUUUUCAUGAUAAAUGCAUUUGAUUAAAAUAUAGAUUAACUG
Molecule: messenger RNA, 2265 nt
Organism: Emys orbicularis (European pond turtle)
Lineage: Eukaryota; Metazoa; Chordata; Testudines; Emydidae
Gene: SERINC3
Product: serine incorporator 3
Exons: 10
Coding region: 75-1490 (471 amino acids)
Cellular component (GO): membrane
Source: RefSeq, a predicted model, not a curated record